This is a messenger RNA of Prinia subflava (tawny-flanked prinia), 7475 nucleotides long. It is a transcript of the gene GPR157, whose product is annotated as G protein-coupled receptor 157. The record is from RefSeq and is a predicted model, not a curated record. Gene Ontology annotation, cellular component: plasma membrane. Gene Ontology annotation, molecular function: G protein-coupled receptor activity. The transcript is spliced from 8 exons. Gene Ontology annotation, biological process: adenylate cyclase-activating G protein-coupled receptor signaling pathway; cell surface receptor signaling pathway. The coding region runs from base 2723 to 3790 and encodes 355 amino acids. NCBI's taxonomy places the organism in Eukaryota, Metazoa, Chordata, Aves, Passeriformes, Cisticolidae.
CUCUGUCCGGGCAGGGGCUCCGGGCUCAGCGGCCGCCCCGGAGCCUCGGCAGAGCCGCGGCGGAGGAGCCGAGCCCGGAGCGCGCCCCGUGCCGGGGUGAGCUCUGCCCAGGAGAAGUGACCAGGCAUUCAACCUAUGCCCAGCCCGCCUGGAGCAGCCCUGGAUAAAGAAACCUUCACCCAGUGGACCAGAGAAGGCUUUGGUGAGAGGAAUUGGAGUUAAAAGAAUUGCAUGCUACUGAAAAUGGAGUUGGACUCUUCCCCUUGGUGAUACUGUUUUGCUCUCCCACGGCUGUGCUUGUCCCUGACCUGUUAAUUGCCUUUGAGAAGCUCUGGAGCUGAGGGCUGCAGGAGUGCUGGAUGCCCCCAUGCCUUGAGUGCCCCAGGCUGUGACAGCAAAGUGCCCUGGCUCCAGUACAGCUUUUUCUCCAGGACUGCUGCAGCUGCUCCCCUGACUCUGUGCUUGUCCCCAGCCCCUGUGUGGAUGAGAAGAGAGGAGGAUUUCAGCCUGCCCAGCUCCCCCGGGUGCUGCCAGCUGUGAGUGUUUCUUUGGCAGUGUCUUAGCUGGUUGUUGUGAGCAAUAGUGAAGGAAGCAAUCAGCAAGUAUACUGCCCUAGAAGUGCUGCACAUUGUUGGGCCUGCCCCUGCCCAGGGGCUGGGGAGCUCAGGAGCUGAGCUGAUGCCAGGAGUGCCACGGGAUGCCACCAGGGAGGAGAGGAGAGGAAGAGGAGAUGGACACGCUGCUGCAAGUUCUGUUCUUCCCUUGUCCUUCCCCAGUGCCUCUGCAGGGCUCUCCUGCACCUCUCCCCGUGCAGAGCUGUCCCCCUGCUGCCCUGCACUUUCCCUGUUGUGUCACUCGUGUGGAACUGCUGGGGGGAGGCUGCAGGGAGCUGCAGGGAGCUGCAGGGAGGCUCCUGUGCAGCCUGGGGCUCCCAUCUCAGCUUUUCUGUCUCCCCUGUGCUGAAACCACAGCCCGUGGGCAGCCCCUGCCCUGCAUGGUGUGCUUGGUUUGCAGGAACAGCUACACCCCCAAAUCCUACAGUUUGGCCUAUUUUACAACUACUAAAUAUAAGAGGUGCAGUCCAUACCCUGUUAUAGGUAAUGAGAAUAUUAGAAAAAUAUCAUUGCUAAAUUCCCCGGAGAUCACAGCAGGGGCAGUGUUUGCAUUCUCUGGAAAUGCCUUUCCCAAAGUGCCACCCCUCCCUCCAUGCCUGAGCUGGUGGAUCUUAUGGUCAGGUCUUACAUGUAACUUUUGAUAUUUGUUGGUGGCAUGCUCUGUUUCAUUAUGGAAUAUACAAUAUUAAUAUCUUUAUUUUUCUCCACACAGCUGCAGCAUGAAGGAAUAUCCCAUCUUAAUCCCCUAAUUUAAAUUUGAAAUUAAUAACUACCACAACACUUGGAGCAUCUUUUAAUCCAUUGAUUGCUGCUGGCUUGGUUCCAGCAGUAUCACUAAUUACAUUCUGCCUGCAAAAAAAUUCUCAUUGCUGGUGGCUUUUUUUUUUAAUUUUGAGGGCUGCUGGCUGGAAUCCUUGUGCCAUCUCUGCAGCCUGAUGACACUUUAUUAUGCUAAUGAGCUGUUUAAAAUGACUGAGCAUCUCUGCUUGCUGGCAGCAAAGCCCCUGGGCUUGCUGAGGGCUGUUGUGUGUGGGGUACAAGCUCUGUGCCCUGGGCUCAGCCCCAUCCAGCAGCUUUUCCAGCCAGGAUCAGGAGGAAGCCAAGAAUGUGUAAGAGCAACCACUGGGAGUGCAGCCUUGACAGAGCUUUGUCUCGUGGGGGUUUUUAAGAAAGCCUGCAAUGAUGGUGAAGUUAAAAGAGCUCUUGGUGUCGGGUUGUGUCCAGGGGAAAUGCAGCUUCCUUUUUCUAUAAAGAACAUGCAGAGGGCAUCACGCUCCAAAAUAAAUUCCUGAAAACGUAAAGUCUGCUUGACUGAAGUUUAACAGAGUGGUAACUAAGGUACGUCGGAAGAAGAUCUUGUUUCCAAAGGAAGCAACUUGUGUGUAAAUCUGCGUUUAAAUCUGGCUCAGCAGCGCCGUGCGCUGUCCGUGGCGAGGGAGGUGUGGAUGGUGAAGGAAGGAGACGGCAGCAACCCCAGGCGUUUGCUGCUGUCUGCUCCCUUCUGUCACGCUGCUCUCGCCGGCAGGGCGGGUUUUUUCAUUGAAGGAAAAAAAAAAAAAGAAAAAAAAAAAGAAGAAGAAAAAAAAGUUCUCUGGGCGGCGGGGCCGCGGUGGGUUCGCUCCGUGCGCGCCGGCAGGAGCGGCUCCGGUCGCUGUCCCGAUCCCUGUCCCUGUCCCGAUCCCUGUCCCUGUCCCGAUCCCUGUCCCGGGGGUUCCCUCGGGGGCCGGGCCGCUCUCACAUGACGGCGGGGGCGGGCCGGGCCCCGCCGCUCCCGGGGCUGCUCCCGCGGCUGCCGCGCUCCUGCCCGGCCGGCCCGGGCUGGGACAGGGGCACAGCGGGCACGGCGGGCACUGCGGGCACAGCGGGCACGGCGGGCACUGCAGGCACUGCGGGCACGGCGGGCACGGCGGGCCGGGCACUCCGGACACUGCAUUGCUGCCACUCCGGACACUGCGCUCCGUCCCGCGGGGCUGCAUCGCGCUGUCCCCUCGCUCCGUGCCUCUGUCCCUUCUCUCCAUCCCGCUGUGCUCCCGCUCUCCCCUCGCUCUCCUCUCUCUCUCCCCUCGCUCUCCUCUCUCUCUCCCCCGCUGUCCCCGCUGUCCCGGCCCAUGGCCGCCCCGCUGUCCCCGCUGUCCCCGCCGUCCCCGUCGCCGUCCCCUCUCCCGGGCUGGCAGCGCGCCCCGGUGCUGGUGUCGUGCGCGCUGUCGUGCGCGGGCUCGGCGCUGCUGCUCUGCACCCAGGCGCGCUGGCCGGAGCUGCGGACGCGGCCGCGGCAGCUGCUGCUCUACCUGUCCCUGGCCGACCUGCUCUCGGCGCUCUCCUACUUCUACGGCGUGCUGCAGGACUUCCAGCGCACCUCGUGGGACUGCGUGCUGCAGGGCGCCCUGUCCACCUUCGCCAACACCAGCUCCUUCUUCUGGACCAUGGCCAUCGCCCUCUACCUGUACCUGAGCAUCGUCAGGGGCUCGCCCGCGGGCACGGGGCUGCUCUGGAGCUUCCACGCCGUCAGCUGGGGCGUGCCCCUGGCCAUCACGGUGGCCGCGGUGGCCCUGAAGAAGAUCGGCUACGACGCCUCCAGGGUCUCUGUGGGCUGGUGCUGGGUGGACCUGGCGGCCGAGGACCGCCUGCUGUGGAUGCUGCUGGCCGGCAAGGCCUGGGAGAUGCUGGCCUAUGUGACCCUGCCCGUGCUGUACAUCCUCAUCAGGAGGCACAUCAGCAGAGCGCACGCCGCCCUGUCCGAGUACCGGCCCAUCCUCCCGGCCGCCCCGGCCCUGCGGCCCCGCGCCAGCAUCGCGGACAAGAAGCUGAUCCUCAUCCCCGUCAUCUUCAUCUUCCUGCGCGUCUGGAGCACGGUGCGCUUCGUCCUGACGCUCUGCGGCUCCCCGGCCGUGCAGAGCCCCGUCCUGGUUGUGCUGCACGGCAUCGGGAACACCUUCCAAGGAGGAGCCAACUGCAUCCUGUUCGUGCUGUGCACCCGCGAGGUGCGGGCCCGCCUGCGCUCCCUGCUCUGCUGGCCCGGGCAGGGCUCCCGCAGCCCCCGGCAGCGCCCCCAGCCCCACGGGGACAGCGACAGGGACAGGGACAGGGACAGGGACAGGGACAGGGACAGGGACAGGGACAGGGACAGGGACGUGCCCGUGCCCCCGCAGACGAAGCCGCUGCUCUCCAGCACCUGAGCUGCCCCUGCUGCUGCUGAUUGCUGCUCUCACGGUAAAACUCCGGAGGGAGCCCGUCCUGUGCCCUGCCCGUGCGGGAUGGGAGGGCUGGGAGCGGGGACAGGGACAGGAACAGGGGUAGGGACAGAAGCAGGACAUGGAUGGGGACAGGGGACAGGGAGAAGGGACAGGAGCAGGGACAGGUGACAGGGACAGGUGACAGGGAGCAGGGACAGGGAGCAGGGACAGGAGCAGGGACAGGGAGAAGUGACAGAGAGCAGUGACAAAAAGCAGGGACAGGAGCAGGAACAGGGGGUGCUGCUGCUGCUCUGGGGGUUCCCCGUCUGACUCUGCAGCCCCAUCACGCUCCCAAACCAUUUAUAGAACUGCUCUGCUCCCUUCCCCCUGAGCUGCUCCUGUGAAAGCAGGAACUGAGCUGCAGGGCUGCCCGGCCCCAGGAACAGGACACCAGUCAGAACUGAAGGGGAAUUGGUGGCUGUUUCUGGUGUGCACACACGUUUGGUCAGCACUGCACAGAUCAGGUGCUGGGUGCCCCAGGCUUUCCCCACAGGGGGAUGCAGCCCCUGGUGCCGUCAGCACAGAAGGGAACAGAGGGGAAGUGAUUCACCCAGGCUUGCCUAGAAAGUGUCUGGGAGCAAAACUUUGACAGAGGCUCUCAAUUUCAGGUGCAAGCCUUGGCACGAUGCCCUUGCAUUGGUCUGGCUGUGUGAGCACCUCGUUUCCUGGAGUUUGACCUCACGAGCUGCAGAGUUUGUGGGGGUGUCAAAGUUAAUCCAUGGCAGAGCUCUUGGGGCUGUGUGGGUUUGUGUCUGUGAAGCAGGAACUGGUGCAGCUGAAGGAGGAGGAACCCAGAGCAGCUGUCCUGGCUGCUCAGAUCCGGGGGAUCCUGGCUGUCCAGAGCCCUGGGGAGCAGCCUUGGGAAUGGCAGGGCUCUGGGCCGACCUCUCUCCUUACACCUGCUUCUCCUCCUCCCAGACCACACACCAUAAAAACAAAGGGGUUCCUAUUUGCCACCAGUUGCCAUUUUUAAUUUGUAGAAGAGUUUUUGCAAAGGGAGCAGGAGCCUCGUGAGCUGUCUGGGGAGGGAGGGCAGCUGCUCCAGGCCCCCAACUGUCCCAAGCUGCUUUUUUGGCUCAUUGCAGUCAUUUUUACAGCAGGCAGCAGUUCCAUGGCACAGAGUCCCAGGGGGCUGUGGGCAGGGGUGAGUCCUGCUCUUUCUUGAAGCCUUGGCCUUCCCUUUACAAUUAUAUUGGUAUAUUUAAACCCUAAUGUGCACAGGCUGUGUAAACACGGGGAGUCCUCAGGAGCUCCUGGGGCUCUGCUCUUCAGCCUCCCUGGAGUCUUUGAAAGGUAGAUGGAAGCAUCUUAUCUAUGCCAUAGAUUACUUCAAGAGGUUUUUUUCCUCCUUUCAAAAGGCUUUUAAAAACUUCUGAAAGCUGAAUAGCAACCUUGAUAGCUCAGCCUCUUGUGAAUCCCACAAGGCUUGGAGAGAGGAGCUGUGUUCAACUUCUUGCAGAGAGGCAGGACAGAAAUAUUUAAAUUUUAUGAGACUGAGUAUCAUGCUGUGUUCAGUUUUAUUGGAGCCAGCCUGGAAGAGAGAAAGUAAAAUUGUCACCAACCUGGCUUAAGGGAAAACAAAACAGCAGAAAAAACAACACCAAAAAUAAUCAAAACAGAUUCCAUGGUCUCAGUUUGCCUUUUUCCAUUACAGAGCUCUGAGAAAUGCUUUUGGAGGAAUGUGCCAGGGUUACAUGUCCAGCUCCAGGAGUGUGACUGUGUCCCUGCAGGUGUGGGGUGGUGGCACAGCCUGGGUGGUGGCACAGCCUGGGUGGUGGCACAGCCCGGGAGGGUGGCACAGCCUGGGUGGUGGCACAGCCCGGGAGGGUGGCACUGCCCUGGAGGGUGGCACUGCCCUGGAGGGUGGCACAGCCUGGAGGGUGGCACAGCCUGGAGGGUGUUUGUCCCUCGCUCUGCAGGUCGGGGGUGGUGGCACAGUCCCCCAGAGGGAGCUGCAGCCCGGGGAAAGCAGUGCUGGAGAGGCUGAGCCUGGAGAGGCCCCGUUGCUCACCCCAGUGCAGCCUCUGCUCCUCAGCCGUGUUGGGAUGCUUUGAAUGAGCUGCUCAGCUGCGCUCCAGUGCAGCUCCAGUGCAGCUCCCCUCCUGCCCUCACCCUGCACUGCAAACCUCAGGACUGUGUGGGUGUUGAGGUGACCCUGUGGGGCAGGAGAGCCUCAGGAGCUGUGGCAGGACUGUCCUGGCAGGGAUUUCAGCCGUGCUGUGCCAGCCUGGCCCCCGUUCUUCACUUGGGCAGGGACAGCAACGCUUGUUUUGUGCUGGUGAUGGGUGUUUAUCCCUCCUGCUCCUCGGGGUUCAGGGUUUGUGGUGGCAGCACGGGGGCUCUCCUGAGGGCAGCAGAGCCCUGCAGGCUCCCCGUGCCCAGGACAGGGCCAGGCUCUGAGCCCCUGGGCUUUGGCUGGGGAGGGGAUGGAGCUUUGUGAGCCAUCUGCAGAGAACGUUGUACCUCAUUCACAGCUCCUCACUUGCUUGUUUUUGAAGUGUUUUCUCCAACUUUUACCAAAUAAAGUUCCAUUUCCUUACCAGGACAGUGCCCAGCGUUGCAUUUGUGCAGCAAGGGUGGGAUCUUGUCUGGCUCUUGGUUGCAGAGCCCCAGCCCUGCUGCUGCUCCCUGCAGAUCCUCACGGCCCCAGCCCUUUCCUGCUGCUGGGGAUCAGCCUGCCCAACCUCCCUGUCCUCCUUUGAUGGGAGCCAUGUGUACAGCUGAUAAAGGCUGUACAGGCUCUCUGUGAAUUAUUUUCAGGCAGAUCAUUCAUUUCUCAAAUCCUUGUUUCACCUAAAGGCCUGUGUUAGCUCAGGGGCCCAGAACAUGGAACUAGCCUUGCCUGAAGGUGCAAUUCCUUCCCAGAAUGGGGGUGAGAAGGUCACUGGUGGAUCUGUUCUGUCUCCUCAGGGUGGGCACUGCAGCAGGACUGGCUGCCAACCCUGCUCACACAUCACGCUCUAGAGCUCACCACUAACGUUCUCCAGCAGGUUUACUGUCCUGGAAACCAAGUCUGCCCUCUUAAUAAUUUUAUUCCCCCUAAAGAUAUGAGAGUUUCAUAGGAUCCAGCCUUGAGCACAGAUCACUGGGCUGAGGGUGAAUAAAUCCCUGCACAUGUGCAGGGGAACUCACGGGGAGAGUUGGGUGGGGGCAGAGGAGACACGAGUGGAGUUAAAGUCUGCAGGCACACAUGGCCUGGGGUGAGGAGCAGAUGUAAACCCUUGGUACGUGAUGCAGCUGAAAUGGAAAAUGUGCCUGUACAAUGCCUGUAAAAUCAGCUCUUUGCUCAUGCCUGGCUCUGUCCUUUGCCCAAGUCCAACAGGAUCCCGGCUGCUGGAGACGUCACACCCCUGCAAUCGCUUUGAAAACCCAACAAGUUGAUUUACUGUCCUGUCUCCCUUCACCAGCCUCUCUUCCAAGAUCACCCCAGAGCCAAUUACAACUUUAGAGAUGUUGUGACCACAUUCUUGCUGUGUUUGGAAAAUAUUCAACUCUUCUGCUGCCAUAAGCAAAUAUUUACUCUGAUGAGGGGUUUUGAUUACAAACAUUUGUGUUCUCUUUGAUUCCUGUAUGCUUCAAGAUUAUUUCUUCAAGUUCAGGAACAGAAUUUAAAUACCGUGAUAGAGAA